Molecule: messenger RNA, 372 nt
Organism: Paracoccidioides lutzii Pb01
Exons: 2
Coding region: 1-372 (123 amino acids)
Source: RefSeq, a predicted model, not a curated record
AUGUUUUAUGAUCACCUGGCGGCAUACCAGGGCUUUGGAGGGAUCGUUCCAGCAAAAGACGAGGGUGAGAAUAUUGCUCGUGCUUUAGGGCUGAAGAAAAACGAGUUUGCACCACAACAAUUCCAGAAGAAGCGUCGAAUAGGAUAUGUCCACAUCUGCAGACUCAUCACAGUCGGCUCGUCUAUCGUUGAGGCAGCAGCCCUUUUCAUUGCAUUGGAACGGUCUUGUCAAGCUCAGCUGUUGGUUGAACACGCCCACUGCCCAUACACCGGGACUCCAGAAGAAGUAUGUUGGGGAUGGAGGAGCUGCGUAUACCAAGAGAACGUCAGAAUGCCCAGCAGCGAUGUACAUGCAAUUGGUCCCAGAAUAUGA